Salvia hispanica is the source of this 946-nucleotide messenger RNA. RefSeq names its product acid phosphatase 1-like. The record is from RefSeq and is a predicted model, not a curated record. Lineage: Eukaryota; Viridiplantae; Streptophyta; Magnoliopsida; Lamiales; Lamiaceae.
CCAAACAAAUCCCAACAUCUCUCAACUCUCCAAAUUCCAAAAAUGAGACUCUCUCUCCUUUUUUUCUUUGCAACCCUACUCUCAACUUCCCAUGCAUCCUUCAACUCUGACAACCCCAUCCGGCAGCUACGCCGCCCCUCCUCCGGCCUCACUGAGCUCGGCUACGACUACAAAAUCAACUGCCAGAGUUUCCGAGUUGGGGUAGAGGCCAACAACGUCCGAGACUGGAGCACCGUCCCUAGCUAUUGCAAGAACUACAUCAAAACCUACCUCACGUCGAAGCAGUGGGGCCUCGACGUUGAGGCCGUCGCUAACGAGGCCUAUGAGUACGCCGCGACCUUCCAAAAGGACGCCUUCCUCAAGGACAUUUGGGUGUUUGACGUUGAAGAAACCCUCGUUAGCAACCUCAACUACCUUGCUAGCUCCACUGUCCAAUAUGGGACACAACCUCUAGGCCUCAACUACUACGAGUGGCUGCGUGCGAACAGCACGGUGGUGCCGGCAAUGAAAGAACUGUACGACGCGUUGUUGGAAAUGGGAUUCCCGAUUUUUCUCUUAUCCGCAGCACCGAGUUCUGAGAGAGAGACUCUGGUGAUUGCCUUGGAAGAUGCGGGUUAUUCGGGUUGGAAGAAGCUCAUCCUCAGGGACGAGGCCGAUAAUGGAAAAUCAACAGUACAGUUCAAAUCCGAGAAGAGGCAAGAGCUAAAGCAUUUUCAUUACAGAGUUGCAGCUAAUGUGGGAGAUCAAUGGAGUGACCUAACUGGUGAAGAGGCGGGAAUUAGGACCUUCAAAGUGCCUAACCCUGUCUACUAUGUGUUAUAAGUUGGGAUUUCAUUUCUUGCUCAUGAAAUUUGUGUCCUAGAAUGCAAUGUUGUUGUGUGUAAUAAUGAUGAUAUCCUCAUCAUGUGUAAUAAAAUGAUGGACACUUAAUGUCGUUUUCUUGUCA